Messenger RNA from Penicillium egyptiacum, 552 nucleotides. NCBI's taxonomy places the organism in Eukaryota, Fungi, Ascomycota, Eurotiomycetes, Eurotiales, Aspergillaceae. The record is from the annotation of a GenBank genome assembly.
AUGGCCAAACUACACACCAUCGGUCGUGGUGCCUGCGGCACUUUAUGGGCAUCCGAAACAGGACCCGCCUACAAGAGGGAGGACGGCAACCCAACACGAUCCCUCCAAAACGACUUCGAAAUGCACAACCGCGUACUUGAAAGUAGACGAACCCUUAUGAACCUGAAAAAGUCUAGUCAGGUUCAAAUCCAGAUACCAUCCUGUCACAACUUUUUCGAGCCAGAGAACAAGGAGUGGUGGGCUACAAAUCUAGAAAGAUUCCCACAACGCUAUACACCAUGCAAUAUGAUCGAAGCACAACGCAUUCCACCGCUUGGAGAAUCAACUCGACACCUUCUUAUUCAAACAUUCUGCCCGGAUGAGAUCAGACAGAAGAUCAUCAAUAGUGAGCCGGAUCGAGACUGCUUAAUUCGACCAUAUCUGGGUAGACGCCGAACACAUACCCGGGAUUCCAAGACCUUCUCACGGUUCAAAGCAUUCUCUUUGCGAAAUUACCCGCUACAUGAAGACCAACUAGAUGAGCUGGCGAUCACAGGAGACGACCUACAAUAA